AUGCUAGACUGUCUUACACUGAUAUAUCAUACUGAAAAUGCAACAGCCAAAAGCGAACCAAAAAAGGGCUAUGCUGUGCUAAAUCUGUCGGAGAACGGCAAGGUUUGUGGAACGAUAGAGAAAGAACUUGGAAAAGCUGGGGAAACUACUAGGUAUCUCCAACUUCAGUCAGGAGCCAAGAUUCAAGUAACAGGAGACAAUGAAGCUGAAUCAGGUGCACCGACAGGACCAGCUGAGCUUUCAGACACUCCUGAGCAGAUAAGCAAAGCUGAGCAGCUGAUCAAAGAAGUUCUGGCAGAGGCUGAUGCUGGGUCUUCUGGUACUGGAUUUGGUGGCCAGAAAUAUAAUGCACCACGGCCCGGUGCCGACACGUUCCAGAUGAAAUUUCCUAAUAACAACAAGGUGGGUUUUGUUAUUGGUAAGGGUGGUGAGACUAUAAAGUCCAUGCAAGCCAAAUCUGGAGCUUGUAUUCAGGUUAUUCCUUUGCAUCUGCCCGCUGGUGAUACUUCAACUGAAAGAACUGUGCAUAUUGAUGGAACACAUGAACAAAUUGAAAUUGCAAAGCAGCUCGGUACAAAAAUGCAGGACCAUGCAGGCAGCAGCAGGUGUUUUUGGAGACAGCUCUGGAGAGUGCUUGAAUGCAAUGAUUUGCUGCUUAUGGUGGUGAUGCCCAAGAUCCCUUACUCUAUUGCUGCCCUGACCUUGAGAUCUGGAGAAUCGCUCCUACCCAAAAGAAUGACAAAUACCAGUGCACACACUUCGCUCACAAAAUAAAUAGCUUUGACACAGCACCUAAGAAGUUGUUGCCAUCUGAUUCCCGGUUGAGGCCUGAUAGAUAUGCCCUAGAGAAGGGUGACAUGUCGAAGUCUGGCACCGAAAAGAGCAGGCUUGAGGAACAACAAAGAGUUGAGAAAAGAGCUCGCGAGGCCAAGGAUGAGCAAUUUACAGUCUGGCGCUGAUUGUUGUGCUAUCAGCGGUUUUCAUGCCUCUUUGUAGUAUUAUGACCUCCUUCCAAGUGCCUGUUGUGCUAUCAGCGGUUUUCAUGCCUCUUUGUAGUAUUAUGACCUCCUUCCAAGUGCCCCGUGCUACAACUAUUCAGGAAGUAAUGUAUUUGCAGUAAUGUAUUUGCUGUAAGUUCAUGUACUGUGGUUAAUCUAGCAGAAAUUGCAGAGUUUCUUUGACCGUUGGGUGGUUGUAUUUUGCAUGAUAUAUGUGAAACGUUUGGAUUUUU
Messenger RNA from Panicum virgatum (switchgrass), 1231 nucleotides. RefSeq names its product far upstream element-binding protein 1-like. Gene Ontology annotation, molecular function: mRNA binding. Gene Ontology annotation, cellular component: cytoplasm. Bases 1 to 774 code for a protein of 257 amino acids. Lineage: Eukaryota; Viridiplantae; Streptophyta; Magnoliopsida; Poales; Poaceae. The record is from RefSeq and is a predicted model, not a curated record. Gene Ontology annotation, biological process: regulation of gene expression. The transcript has 9 exons.